This is a messenger RNA of Solanum tuberosum (potato), 2469 nucleotides long. Its product is annotated as cyclin-D-binding Myb-like transcription factor 1. The transcript is spliced from 3 exons. Lineage: Eukaryota; Viridiplantae; Streptophyta; Magnoliopsida; Solanales; Solanaceae. The coding region runs from base 529 to 1989 and encodes 486 amino acids. The record is from RefSeq and is a predicted model, not a curated record.
CCCUAAUUUUUUUUUCAGUACUUGAAACUGAGAAUUCACAAAUCAAUUACGUUUGGAUUUGAUUGGAUUUUUUGCAUUUAUUGCUGCUCUCCAGUGAUUUUGGCAUUCAGAGAGCCCACUUUUGGUGCUUUGCGAGAGGACACAUAGGUGGCAUUUUCUAAAAGAGGCAUGGUUCAAGGAGAUGAGAAGGUUGAUAUGCUCAUGAAGUCGGAGAAGAAAUCCAAGAAAAGGAAAAAGAAUGCUGUCACCGAUGAUUCGAAAGUGACAAAGGGAGAUGUUAAAGCUGUUGAGCAUGAUUCAUGUUUCAAGGAAGAGAGUCUCUCUUUUACAGGGAUCGGGAAAGAAAGGGAUAAGACAAAGAUGGAAACUGAAGCACCUCGAGAAAGUGAAGAUAGUGACAUCAAGAGAAAGAAAGAACGAGGUAAUGGAAAACAGCCUGGGAAAUCCAGUAAAGACGGGUGCGAGGAUGCUGUUAAAAAUGUUUUAAAUUAGAAAAAGAAGUUGAAGAAUGAGCAGGAGAUACUGAUAAUGCACGAUGCUAGUUUAGACACCAAAACACUUGCUCAUGAAAGUGCAAGCGGAACACAGGAAAUCAAGGCAGUUGAGAUGCUCAAUGAGGGCUCUGGUGGAAAUUUUACAGAUGAGGUGAAGAGGAAGAAAAAGAAAAAAGAUAAGAGGGAAAAAGACGAUGGACAGGUAGAUAUUGUGGCUGGUGUCAUUCAAGGUGUUGUUUCAGCUGACGAGGUGAAGAGGAAGAAAAGGAAAAAGGAUAAGAGGAAUAAAGAGGAUGGACAGGUAGAUAUCGUGGCUGGCGUCAUUCAAGGUGAUGUUUCAGCUAUAGAUGACAUGAAGAGGAAGAAAAGGAAAAAGGAUAAGAGGAAUAAAGAGGAUGGACAGGUAGAUAUCGUGGCUGGUGUCAUUCAAGGUGAUGUUUCAGCUAUAGAAGAGACGAAAGAUAUACAAAUAGAUGAUGCUAAUAUCAGAAAGAUGAAAGAGACAAAAUUAGGGAACAAUUCGAAAGAUCUUUCUAAUGAAAAGACUGAAAAAAGAGUGAGAUUUUCUGAUGAUGUACAGUUUUUCCAUCCAAUCAGUGAACCUAGCAAUGAGAGGCAUGAAAAUAACAAACAAGAAUUACUGUUUGGCAAAAAAUUCACACAGGAAGAAGAUGAAAUCGCCAAAGAUGCUGUUUGUAGAUACAUAGAGGUAUAUAAUUUGGGCGAUGAAGGGUUGCAAAAGGUUUUGAAUUGCAAGUCUUAUCCUGAAGUAAGGGGCUGCUGGAAAGAGAUAGGGAAGGCUAUACCAUACAGGCCUUACAGAGCAGUUUAUUAUCGUGCACAACGUUUGUUUCGAAUGGGAGAGAAGCGUAAAUGGACUGAAGAAGAGCAUGGGAUGCUACGGAAGUUCCAGGGACAACAUGGGAAUAAGUGGACCGUCUUGGCGGAUGAACUUGGGAAACAUCCGGUUCAUGUAGGAAAUGCAUGGCAUAGGAUAAAACUGGAAAAUCAGAAGAGGGGACAGUGGGAUCAGGAGGAAGUACAGAAAUUGUUUGAUUUAGUAAACACCGAUCUGCAACUUAAGCUCUCUGACGAAAGGAAAUCUAAGCAUGGGAUGUUACGGGAUAAUAUUUGUUGGAGUUCAAUUAGUGACAAUUUGUCCACCAGGAUUUCCCACCAUUGCUGCAAUAAAUGGUACAGACAAUUAACAUCCUCGAUGGUGGUUGCAGGUGAAUGGGCAGAUACUGAUGACUAUCGCUUAAUUGCUGCCCUUUUUGAACUGGACGCAAGCUGCAUAGAGGACGUGGAUUGGGACAAUCUUCUCUCCCACAGGCAUGGAGAUUUAUGUCGAAAAAGAUGGAAAGAGAUGGUGCGUCAAAUAAGUCAACAUGAAAACAAGUCAUUUGAUGCACAAGUACAAGUGUUAGCAAAGAGAUACCGCCCUGAUUUAGUUGGAGCAAGGGAGGUCUGGGAUAGUAAACCACUUGUUCCAUGACAUGUUCAACACUCACAUGGGUGUUUCUGUACAGAGAUGCUUAAGGCACUAGUAUACACUUCUGUCUACAACUUAGCGCGUCACUUCUGUACUUUAUUUCUUUCGUUCUUUUAAUUUUUGAGAGGUUUAUAAAACAUCUGCAAAUAUUAGUCACUCGGUACAUAUGCUUGUAGGAGGUAUUAGGUACUCGUGAAACAGUAGAGGUGCUUGUUGGCUUGGGCACCAAACAUUAUCCAAAAAGAAAAUGUUCACAGAUGUUUUGGAAGAGAUUCUUUCUUGUCUGGUGGAAAGAAAAGGAAAAAAAGCUUUCACAAUUUGAUGUCAUUAAGGAUUGAAAGAGAUGAGCCGAGGGUCUAUCUGACACAAAUGCUCUACCUCGCCAAGGUAGGGACAUAAUUUUUCCCCAUCCCAAACCCCACUUGUGAGAUUAUGGUGUGUAUGUUGUGUACCUGCCUAAAGAAAAGAUUACAGGAUAUUAUU